GUGCACACGAGCCAAGCCGCUCGCGAGCCACUCGAGAAUCGCUCGGUCACCGCUCGACUCGAGUUCGGUCAUGUUCGAACUCGAGCCGAACUCGAGCCAGCUCGGUAAGGUGUCGAGCCAUUUUCGAGCACUAUUAUUCUUGGCUCGUGGCUCGCGAGCCGGUUCGCGAGCCAUACUAUAAUUAUACAUAUAUUUAUAUAUAUUUAAUAUAUUUUAUGAAUAGGCCUGAUUAAAAGUUUAAAGUGGGCUUAUUUUCUAAACUCCCUGUAAAAUGUGUAACCCUAAAACUAUUCAUCCGAUGAAGUUCUUCUAGUCUCUCUUCUCCUCUCUCGCCCAGACAUCUUGUAUCGUAACUCAAGUACUCAACUACUCAAGUAGCGAUGGCGUGAUACUCACAGUAGCAAAAAGCGUCCAAGUAGCUUGUCUAUCUCGAGCUUCUCCACCAGUACAACUCGCUUCAAUUAGACUAGGUAUUCGUUUCAUCAAGCAUGUCUACAGAAAAUGCAUCCAUUCAACUAAAUCCACACACCCCAAGCAGUGUAGUCGUUGAAAGUAAUGAGCUACAAGAACAAAGUGAUCAAGUUGAAAGAAUAGAACCAGCUGUAGCCAGCCAUGGAACUUCACAAAAUGCUGAAGAAGAGGAGUUUCAAAUAAAGAAAAGGAAAAAGACAUCUGAUGUAUGGGAUGAUUUUGAAGUUGUCAUGGUAAAAGGGGUUAACAAGGCGAUGUGUACUUUUUGUUCACGCCAUUUUGCAUUGAUUAAAUCGGGUACCACAACUAGCUACAAGAGGCACCUGAAGAAUUGCGUGCAGAGAAAAUUGAAACUCAAGAAGUCGAGACUGUAGAGCCUAUAAGAUCUGAACUUGUAGAUUACCUAGAUAAGAGUCGCCUCAAGAAGAGUGAAAUUUCUGAAGAGUUUUCUUGUUUGGACUGGUGGCGUAUGAACCGAAUACAGUAUCCAAUACUCGCACAACUGGCUGCAGAUAUUUUAGCCAUUCCAGUUACAAGUGUGGCUUCCGAAGCCACUUUUAGUGCAGGUACAAGAGUUAUUGAUACUUAUCGUGCAUCAUUGUUACCUGAAACGGU
This is a messenger RNA of Cuscuta epithymum, 1086 nucleotides long. The record is from the annotation of a GenBank genome assembly. Lineage: Eukaryota; Viridiplantae; Streptophyta; Magnoliopsida; Solanales; Convolvulaceae.